Molecule: messenger RNA, 954 nt
Organism: Nematostella vectensis (starlet sea anemone)
Lineage: Eukaryota; Metazoa; Cnidaria; Anthozoa; Actiniaria; Edwardsiidae
Product: putative nuclease HARBI1
Exons: 3
Coding region: 1-954 (317 amino acids)
Source: RefSeq, a predicted model, not a curated record
AUGGCGGAUUUGUUGUUUUGCCGGGUCGGGGAAGCUUACCCGCAAGCUCGCGAACGCCGCUUUCGCUUGUUUAACGGAAGCCUUGAUGACUUUCUCAACGACAAAGAGGUCAAAUCGAGGUUCCGCUUUCGGAAAGACACAAUUGAGUGUAUAACACAGUUUUUGAGGGAGGAAUUAAGCCGGGAUACGCGACGAAAUCAAGCACUUGCUCCAAUAGUCCAAGUUCUUGUCGCACUACGCUUUUACGCUUCGGGGAGUUUUUUGCAAAUCAUAGGCGAUACAUUUGGCCUUCCAAAGUCUACCGUUUCCCGUUGCGUCUCAGAUGUGACAAGAGCGCUUGUUAGCAAAGCUGACCGCUUCAUCAAAUGGCCUUCGCGAGAGAGGCAAAGGGAGAUAAAGCAGGCAUUUUACGACAAGCACGGCUUCCCUGGAGUUAUCGGCUGUAUUGACGGGACUCAUGUAAAGCUCCAGGCCCCGACAAAUUAUGAGAACGAUUAUGUCAAUCGGAAGGGCAGCACAGCAUUAACGUGCAAGCCGUGUGUGACAACAAAGAAUACGCUGGAAAGGGAGCACACAAGGAUAGAUGAGGGGUACUUGUUAGGGGACAGUGGGUAUCCAUGCCGCCCCUUCCUCAUGACACCCUAUCCUAACCCAGCCAACCAGCAUCAGGAAGACUUCAAUGAAGCCCAUUCAAAAACAAGGGUUAAAAUUGAACAAUGCUUUGGCCUAUUCAAGAGGCGGUUCCACCUUAUGCACGGUGAGGUCAGAAUGAAGCCCGAGAAAGUCAGCCAGUUAUUAGGAGCUUGUGCUGUAUUGCAUAAUAUCGCAAUCUUGAGAAAUGACAUAUAUGAUGGCCCAGCAGCUGGACCUGAUGAUGAGCCAGAUCUGAAUGUGUAUCAGGGCCCUGAGGAUGGAAAGAUCAUUAGAGACUUUAUUUCAAACUCCAAUUUUUAA